CCCUACACUUUGCCACCCCCCUCAUAAUGCAACCCUUAUCUUUAUUCUGUUUAAAACCCCUCCCUCCAGAUCCCAUUUCUUCAUGUUAAGAGAAAAAACACAACUCACAUACAUUCAGACACACACUCACACUGACAAACACACAAUAAUGUCCAGCCAUAAUGGGAUGCAUCACAACAACGUUGUUGAAGACCAUGAGGCUCUCAUGUACCAAAACUACCCGUGUGCAUACUACGUCCAAAGCCCCUCCACUCUCUCCCACGCCAACAGCGCAGAUAUUCGCAGCAACAUCCAAAACGACGCCGAAUCCACCUUCCACUCCCCGAACCGAUCCGAAACAACCCACCCGCUAAACCCGACCCACGAAGAGGACGAAGCCUCGCGCUUCGCCCUCUGCCGCUACACCUCCUCCCGUGGCUCCAGCCACUCCUUCUUGCACCACAAGAAGAUCUCCUACGACGGGAGUCACGCCACCGCCACCGAGAACGGAGACGUUAAUCGUCUCGUUAUCAUCGAUGGCGGUGGUGACGACAAGGGAGAUGAGAAUGAGAAUGUGGAGGAAGGGUCGUUUUAUGAGUACUAUUAUGGGAAGAGAAAAGGAGGGUGGAAGAGGUUCUUCUCUUACCGCAACUCUGAUUCUUGUGCUUGGAUUUGGUUGCAAAUGGGUUGGAGAAUUUUGGUGAGCUUCGGAAUUGCGCUGCUUGUGUUCUACAUUGCUACAAAACCUCCACCACCCAAUGUCUCCGUUGAGAUCGCAAGGUUUCCAGAAUUUAAACUAGCGGAAGGGAUUGACAGAAGUGGCGUGACAACAAAGAUCCUGACCUGCAAUUGUUCCUUGAAUUUAAUCAUAGAGAAUAAAUCCAGGUUCUUUGGUCUUCACAUUCGUCCUCCCACGAUGGACAUGAAAUUUUCCAACUUACCCUUUGCAUUUUCAAAUGCCCCCGAGCUCUAUGCUGAGAGUGGCAUAACAAUCUUUGCAUUACAAUUGGGAGCAAAGAACAAGCCCAUGUAUGGUGCAGGAAGAAGCAUGCAAGAUAUGCUAGAUUCUGGAACAGGAUUGCCUCUAGUAAUACGUGUAAUCUUGAGCUCUAGUUUCAAAGUGGUUCCUAGCCUCAUAAAGCCCAGGUUCCAUCACCAUGCUGAAUGUUUGGUGUUUCUCAAGAAGGCUUACGACAAAAAACAUCGAACCCUAGCAUUUGAUAGCACCUGUAAAGUAACAUCUUGAUUAAACUGCGUGUGGCUUCGAAAUUCUAUAAAUUAAUUGAUAUGGUAUAGCCACGGGUCCGAAAGAGAUAUACAAAGCGAAGCUUAAUUAAUAAGAACCUUAAAUUGUAUGAUAUGGUCCAUAAGAAAAGUUUGAGGUGCUUGCAUUUAUGUGCUAUAUAUAUAACCCCUUGAUUUGCUUUUUAUUUUAAAGAAAUGGAUGAAAGCAGAUUUUUCCUAGAGAGGACCUUGUACAAUGUUAAUGCAUGUCGAUCAUCAAGUUCGUGUGAUUAAUAAAUAUUUGAUAUAUUCCAUUAA
Molecule: messenger RNA, 1521 nt
Organism: Glycine soja
Lineage: Eukaryota; Viridiplantae; Streptophyta; Magnoliopsida; Fabales; Fabaceae
Exons: 3
Coding region: 83-1225 (380 amino acids)
Source: RefSeq, a predicted model, not a curated record